Messenger RNA from Ascochyta rabiei, 1398 nucleotides. RefSeq lists its product as uncharacterized. Gene Ontology annotation, molecular function: FAD binding; oxidoreductase activity. The record is from RefSeq and is a predicted model, not a curated record. Bases 1 to 1398 code for a protein of 465 amino acids. The transcript has 3 exons. NCBI's taxonomy places the organism in Eukaryota, Fungi, Ascomycota, Dothideomycetes, Pleosporales, Didymellaceae.
AUGUCUUCCAUUAACACGAUGCUGACACCUUCAUCUGAAGGCUACGAGGCGGCUCGCAAUGGCUAUUUUACUGAGCGCGUUCCAGAUAUCAGACCAGCUGAGAUCCACACGCCCUUUACGACCGCCGAUGUCCAGGCAAUCAUGACCGAUGCCAAGAGUCGCGGUCUCAAGGUUGGAGUCCGUUCGGGUGGACAUAUCUUCACAUGCGCAUCGCUUGUCGAGGGUGGUAUCCUUAUCGACACAAAGAAACUUAAUAAAAGUGUAGAAUACGACAGCAGAACUACAAUUGCUUCGUUCAGCCCGGGACAUACGGUCAAAGAGCUGGCAACCGAAUUUGCUGCUAUUAAACGUUUCUUCCCCUGGGGCCACAGUUCCGGCGUUGGCGUUGGGGGGUUCUUACUUGCGGGUGGCCAGGGGUGCUUUGUGCGUGGAUGGGGCUACACCAGUGCUACGUGGGUAACGCAGCUCGAGGUGGUGACAGCAGGUGGGGAUGUGGUUUUGUGCAGCAAGACUCAAAACCCUGACCUGUUCUGGGCUGCACCAGGCAGUGGAAGAGGUUUCUUCGGAGUGGUUACAAGAAUCUGGGCCAAAACAAUUCCGGCACGAAGGCUGUUCGACAUGACGAUUAUUGUUGACUCCACAGAGAUUUUCAAGCCAUUGCUCAAAUGGGUUUUGCAGACUUCAGAAAAGGUUCCAAAAUACGGAGUGGAUCUGUUCUUCCUUACCUUUCGGUCUGACAUGGAGAAGCCCGGCGAUGGCGAGGAAUCCGAUCAAAAGCGGAUUAUGUUCGUUAUAAACGAGACUAUAUACGCUGACUCGCUGGAGGAAGCCAAAGUCCUUGCAAGCCCGUGGGAUGAGCUUCCGGAAGCUUUUGCUAAAUUCCAGGUGCAGCGGGUUCCCAUGGCAGAGCGGAGCUGGCCGGAACUGUGGGGUUUACAGGAGAAGUUCCAGCCUGAGGGCGCUCGCUGGAACGUGGAUAGUAUCAUGACGGAUCCGAAAGCGAGUUUGGAUGAGCUCGUGGAUGGUAUUACGCCGGCAUUGUACGAACUACCCACACGGCGGUCGACGGGCACAGUCUGCCCCCUCGAAUACUAUCCGGACGAAGCGGAUCAAGCACUUAGUCUACCGCAGAAGUGCUAUGUAUCGUCAAUGACCUGCUGGGAAGAUGCAGCAAGAGACAAGGUCAAUGAUAAAUGGGUGCGCCGCGUGUACGAACAGGCAGCCAAGGUCAGCUGCGGCAUCUAUGCGGCCGACAUCAAUCCGAAGCACCGGCAAGCCAAGGUCAUGACAGAUUCAGCACUAUCCAAAUGGAUGCGAAUUCGGGCGGAAUGGGAUCCCCAUGAGACCUUCGUUGGCUACAAGGCCUUCUUCGAGCAGGAAGAAGCCACGGGACCAUAA